AUGGGGGUGAGUAUUGCUUUGGUUUCCGGUCUUCUAAGUUGUUCGCUGGUGACCGUCCUCCUGCUGAAAUGGCGGAGGAGGCGCCGGGUGCAGAACAAGAUCGAAAAAGCGAGGAGCCGGCGGGAGCGCGCGUUGGAGCAAAUGGAAAGAAGGGCUCGACGCUUCAAAGAGCAGAAUCCCGAUCACCAACCAGCACCUAUUUUAUCACUGUCUUUGCCUGAACUCCGUCAGAAGCUUGAGGAUGGUUCACUCACACCUGAGAGAGUUUUCUACACCUAUGUGGACAAGGCCGUGAAAGUGACUGCAGAUGUCAACUGCAUAACGGAUUACAUAGCAGAGAACGAAUCCCGGCUCCUGUGUGGAAACAAUGAAGUGGGGAAGGGCUUGCUCUACGGAAUUCCUGUCAGCAUAAAGGAUUCCAUUAACUGCAAGGGCUGUGACUCCACUUUGGGCUUCACAAAGCGUCUCUUCCAGCCAGCAGAAGAAGAUGCUGUUGUAGUCCAGGUGUUGAAACAUCAAGGAGCAAUUCCAUUUGUAAAAACAAAUGUUCCCCAAUCUUUGUUGAGCUAUGCCUGCAGUAACCCGAUCUUUGGACAAACAGUGCAUCCUAUGGAUCACACUAAAAGCCCUGGUGGUUCAUCAGGAGGAGAAGGAGCUCUUAUUAAAAGUGGAGGAUCCAUUCUGGGCAUUGGCACAGAUGUUGGAGGCAGCAUUCGUAUCCCAAGUGGCUUUUGUGGAAUUUGUGGUUUGAAAACCACUAGCAACAGAAUUAGCAAAAAAGGAAUUGUUCCGAGUAUCCCUGGUCAGAGAUCAGUUUUUGCUGGCAUGGGACCAAUGUCACGGGAUGUUGACAGCCUUGCCCUUUGCCUAAGAGCUCUCUUGUGCAAAAAAAUGUUCCAGUUGGAUCCCACAGUGCCACCUCUUCCUUUUGAUGAGCAGGUGUAUACCAGCUCUGCUCCCCUCAGAAUAGGUUAUUAUGUCACUAAUUCCUAUAGCAUGCCAAGCCCUUCCAUGAGACGGGCUGUGCUGGAAACUAAGGAGCUUCUGGAAAUAAAUGGCCAUGUGUUGGUCCCCUUUGAGGCAUGUGACAUGAGCUAUUUUAUGAGCAACUUAAAUACUGCAAGUUUUUUUGUUGAUGGUGGUGCCACUUUCUUACAGUCUUUCGAAGGUGAGCCUGAAGAUCCAAACCUAAAGGCUGUCCUGCUGCUGCUAAGAUUGCCUUAUUGGAUACGAAGAGUCCUAUCCUGGAUCAUCAGACCAAUAAAUAUUCGUAUGUCAAGAAAUUUGAGGAAUGUGCGUAAAAGGUCUAUAAAAGAGCUUUGGAAAUACCACUUGGAAGUUGAGGAAUGGUGCAGAGAAUUCACUGCAGAAUGGAAAAGACUGGAACUGGAUGUGCUGCUUUGUCCUGCAAUAGGUCCUGCUUUUAAAAUGGGGCUUUCGGGAAUACUACCAGAGUUAAUUAGUUAUACCAUCUUAUAUAACUAUUUGGACUUCCCUGCCGGGGUGGUACCAGUUACAACUGUGACGAAGGAAGAUGAGGAGGAGCUAAAGAGUUUCAAAGGACACUAUAAUGAUUCUGGGGACAAAUUAUUUGCAAAGGCAGUGAAAGAAUCUGUGGGACUCCCUGUGGCUGUCCAGUGUGUGGCUUUGCCGUGGCAAGAAGAGCUCUGUCUCCGGUUCAUGAAAGAAGUGGAGAUGCUAACCAAGGAAAAAUCAAGGAAACAUUGAAUGUGAUAUCACCGGAAGCAGAAUGAAGUUCCACCAUAAUAACCAUGGACUUUGGGGACUGACUUAGAUUAAAAAAACUGAGACGGGGGUCACUAUUGAUGAAUUUGUUGAGAAAAUAUAGGGGAAGAAGAAUAUAGGGGUUGAGCUUCACUCCUGUAAAUAAUUUCCAUUGGAAGAUUCAGUGCCGUUCCAGCUGUCAUGUUUGCCGUUGCA
Molecule: messenger RNA, 1941 nt
Organism: Candoia aspera
Lineage: Eukaryota; Metazoa; Chordata; Lepidosauria; Squamata; Candoiidae
Product: fatty-acid amide hydrolase 1-like
Exons: 15
Coding region: 1-1728 (575 amino acids)
Biological process (GO): fatty acid catabolic process
Molecular function (GO): fatty acid amide hydrolase activity; amidase activity
Source: RefSeq, a predicted model, not a curated record